UCUCUCUCUCUCUCUAAACCCCUUCGUCUUCCCCAAAAAUGCAGUUUUUUCAGGUACUCUCCAAAACCCAAAACUCCCCUCGGCUUAUAAACCUCAUUUUGAUCACAUCUUCUCUCUGCAUAAUCUAUGUCCUCUUAUCAUUACUCCUUUUCCCCAACACCAAGCUCUUAAAUCUAUCAGUUUCUGUACAAGAUGUACCGUCGAAUCCCACCUCUCUGGAGCAUAUUGUUUUCGGGAUCGCCUCGAAUAAAAGAUCGUGGCCGAAGAGGAAGGAAUACGUUCGUCUAUGGUGGAGGCCUCAGCAAAUGCGAGGAUGUGUUUUUCUCGAAACCGUGAUGCCCAAGUCGACUUUUGAUAAUGACUCUGUUUCUCUCCCUCCUGUUUGUAUUUCUGAGGACACUUCAAGCUUUCAUUACACCUACAGGGGUGGACUCAGGUCGGCGAUUAGGGUGGCGCGUGUCGUGUCGGAAACUGUCGCCUUAAAUCAUUCUGACGUCAGGUGGUUCGUGUUCGGCGACGAUGACACUGUUUUUUUCCCGGAGAAUUUGGUGAAGACACUGUCAAAGUAUGAUCAUGGGCUUUGGUACUACAUUGGGACGAAUUCGGAGAUUUAUGUGCAGAACAAGUUUUUUUCUUUUGAUAUGGCUUUUGGAGGUGCUGGUUUUGCUAUAAGUUAUCCUCUGGCAAAAGUUUUGGCGAAGGUGUUUGAUUCAUGUCUUGAACGAUAUCCACAUCUCUAUGGGAGCGAUAGCAGAAUUUCUUCUUGUUUGUCAGAGCUUGGUGUCUCUCUGACCCGAGAGCCCGGUUUCCAUCAGAUGGAUAUUCGGGGCAACAUGUUCGGACUCUUGAUCGCACACCCACUUACACCAUUGGUAUCUCUCCACCACCUGGAUGUAACAGAUCCAAUCUUCCCCAACAUGACUACAAUCAAGGCCUUAGAACAUUUGGUUGAAGCUUCAAAAUUUGACCCCCAUAGGAUCUUACAACAAACAGUUUGUUAUGACCGAUGGUUCUCUUGGACAAUUUCUGUGUCAUGGGGGUAUGCCGUUCAAGUGUUUGAACACAAUGUGUUCUUGCCGGAGGCAGUUCGGGCCGAGGAAACUUUCCGGCCAUGGAAGAAGGGGAAUGCUAUUGACACAUUGUUGAAUUUGAACACAAGGAGGCAACACCCCGACCCGUGCCGGAGGCCAGCCGUGUUCUUCCUUGAUAAGGUGUCAUCUGGUAUAGAUGGGAUUAAGAGUGUUUACAAGAGAAUGAUCCCGGAAAAUUGCACCUUGGCCAUGGUUUCACCGAGGAGAGUCGAGGAGAUCAGAGUUUUCUCGCAGCAAUUGAACCUUGACACGAAACAGUUGCAAGCCCCAAGACGGCAUUGUUGCGAUGUACUGCCUUCAUCAACUGCAGAAGUGAUGGAAGUUGGCAUUAGAGAAUGUGGUGAAGAAGAAUUAAUUUACAUGCAUCCCUAA
This is a messenger RNA of Ilex paraguariensis (yerba mate), 1463 nucleotides long. The record is from the annotation of a GenBank genome assembly. NCBI's taxonomy places the organism in Eukaryota, Viridiplantae, Streptophyta, Magnoliopsida, Aquifoliales, Aquifoliaceae.